GACCGGAAGCGCCGAUAGACCGUCUUGGUCAAUUGAGGCUUGAACUAACUAGUUCCUGGAAGUGAUUACCAAUAUCGAGAAGAAGAUAUAGGUUCGUUAUUCGACGAGUUACGGUCAUGGUUUGCCAAUGCAGAAAUAUCAAUCACGGAGCUACAGUACUGGGGAUUGGUGGAUGCGGAUGUUUCUACAUGAACGAGGAGGAGUCAUGUCGGCCGCGAGAUCCUUUCUCUGUCUUUGGCAGUGACAGUCCUAUUCUAGGCCAAUCGGACAAUCUGUACGUGUCGUCUGGUGUCCUAGUUCAGGACCGUACAGGGGAUAAAUACAUGAUUAUUUCCAGCAAUGACUUCCCUCCUGGAACUGCCGUGUACCAGCCCGACAAUGACGGUCACAGAGUCGGAGAGGCCACAGCAUAUGUCCCCAACACAGCCCCUUGCACUGGUCAAACUUGACGACGGCAUAGAAUUUACCAACGAGUUAUUCCAGAACACCGUCGUCCCGGAUCUUUCAACUCGCCUCAAGAAUCUUGCAAGAGGAAAUUCCGUCUCUACUAU
Aspergillus glaucus CBS 516.65 is the source of this 551-nucleotide messenger RNA. RefSeq lists its product as uncharacterized. Bases 117 to 449 code for a protein of 110 amino acids. The transcript has 3 exons. The record is from RefSeq and is a predicted model, not a curated record. Lineage: Eukaryota; Fungi; Ascomycota; Eurotiomycetes; Eurotiales; Aspergillaceae.